AACUACAACUACAUACACACUUUCAUAUUUUUGUUGUUAAAGUAAACAAAAGUCCUUUUAAUUAAUUAAUUUAUUUAUUUAUUUUUGUGUUAGUUUUCGUGUGUUGUGUGGUGUCAUUUUGCGUGUAUCCUUUUGGACUCUUGCCAUUUCAUUGCAUCAUCCAUAAACAAACUGUCUCUCUUAUCUCUCACUACAUCCAUGUCGGCCAUCAUCUCUUUCCUUUGAAUUCAAUCCACCCACAGAUUCCAGUAAAAUUCUCCUCUUUUUUCUUCUAAAUUAGGAUCUCACUGCACAGAAUACAGAUUUUUGGAUCUUGAACUGUUUUUUUCUCUUCUUUUUCACCCCAUUAUUCUAUAUAAAAAUAAAAUAAAAAGUUCAUGUUUUUAAAUGAUUCAGUUGCAAUUUUCUUACUGUCUCAUCAACCCUUUUUUCAAAUUCUCUGUUUGAACCUUCCUCUGUAAAACACAGAACAGAAAAAGAAGGAAAAAAAAAAAUUGGUGGGUAUGAACAAUUUCCAUGAAAUUUCAAAUUUUGAUAAACAUGGCAGCAACCCUUUCAUGGAGUCAAUGUUUUGGAGACAAAGCAGUUAAUUGUUGUCAAAAUUGAAGAAAAAAUAUUUUUUUUUUGAAACCUGACUGAAUUAUGAGUCUGUCAGCAAAAUUGAAGACUCGAGAGAAGCAGUGAGCAAACUGAGAUUUUUUUUUACUGAAUUUUGUGGACACGUGGCAAGCAAUUUUCUUCUUGUUCCAGCGGUUACUGUGAUCAUAUAUGACUUUUCAGAAAUUUUGCAGUGAAAGUUUUUUGAAGAUGAAUACAUUUAUGGAUUCAAGGGAAAAUAAUAAUAAUAAGUCAUCAGAAGAAGUUGAAAGGUGUUUAGAUCCUCAGCUAUGGCAUGCUUGUGCAGGUGGAAUGGUUCAGAUGCCAACAGUGAACAGUAAAGUUUAUUACUUUCCUCAAGGUCAUGCUGAACAUGCAUGUGGACCUGUUAACUUCAUCAAUUGUCCAAAAGUUUCACCUUUGAUUCCAUGCAAAGUUGUUUCUAUCAAGUACAUGGCUGAUCCUGAAACUGAUGAGGUUUAUGCAAAGCUUAAGCUUUUUCCUUUGAGUGGAAAUGGAAAUGGAAAUGAUGUUCAAGAUUAUUAUUGCAAUGAUGUUGUUGAAAAUCAAGAUAAGCCUGUUUCAUUUGCAAAGACAUUGACUCAAUCUGAUGCUAAUAAUGGUGGAGGUUUUUCUGUUCCUAGGUAUUGUGCCGAGACGAUUUUCCCUCGUUUGGAUUACGCGGCUGAUCCUCCUCUUCAGAACAUUUUGGCUAAAGAUGUUCACGGCGAGACGUGGAAGUUUAGGCAUAUUUAUAGAGGGACGCCGAGGCGACAUCUUUUGACUACUGGUUGGAGUACUUUUGUUAAUCACAAGAAGCUUAUUGCCGGGGAUUCAAUUGUGUUUUUGAGGGCAGAAAACGGUGAUCUUUGUGUUGGGAUUCGUCGAGCGAAAAAGGGUAUCGGUGGUGGACAUGAGGAUCCUUCAGGGUGGAAUCCUGUUGGAGAAAAUUUUCCUCUUCCUUGGUUUACACAGAAUGAGAAUCAAAUGAUGAGAAACAUUAACGACAAUAACAGAAACGGUUUGAACUCAAGCCCAAAUGUAACGGGGAGGGCAAAAGUUAGGCCAGAUGCGGUCCUGGAAGCGGUAACUCUAGCUGCGAAUAAGCAACCAUUUGAGGUUGUUUACUACCCUCGCGCAAGUACACCCGAGUUUUGUGUGAAGGCGCCUUUAGUAGAGGCGGCAAUGCAGAUGCGAUGGUGUUCUGGAAUAAGAUUCAAGAUGGCCUUUGAAACCGAGGACUCGUCUCGAAUUAGUUGGUUUAUGGGAAUUGUAUCUGGAGUUCAGUUUGUUGAUCCCCUUCUUUGGCCCAACUCACCUUGGAGGCUUCUCCAGGUUAAAUGGGAUGAACCAGAUUUACUGCAAAAUGUGAGAAGGGUAAGUCCAUGGUUAGUUGAAUUGGUUGCAAACAUUCCUUCCAUAAACCUUUCCCCUUUCUCGCAACCAAGGAAGAAAUUGAGAUUGUCGCCGCACCAAGAUUUCCCCUUUGACAGCCAAAUUCCGGUGCCGACGUUUCCAAAUAACCUUCUAGGUCCGAGUAACGUAUUUCGUUGUCUACCCGAAAAUACUCCUGCUGGCAUGCAGGGAGCCAGGCAUGCUCAUUAUGGUCUUCCAAUAUCGGAUCACCACCUCAGUAAAGUUCAGUCAGGUCUAUUUUCGGCCGGUUUCGUGCCUUUUGAUCAUGCUACUAAACUACCUACUGUCUCUAAUAACCUAAUGAUGCAAAAAUCUAGCAUGAGUGAGAAUGUGUCUUGCUUAUUAUCUAUGGCAAGUUCUACUCAGUCUUCGCAGAAAUUCGAUGACAAAAAACCUCAGCUUGUUCUUUUCGGCCAAAAAAUUCUCACUGAGCAACAGAUCUCUGGUGUUCGUUCAUCAGAUGGAAAUGCCGAUAAAAUGAGUAACUUCUCCGAUGGUUCGCGAACUCCUCUUCAUCAACAAGGCUUACAGAAACACCCCUCUUGUGACAGUUUCCCAAGGUAUAAGGAUAACAACCAAGAAACUGAGACGAGUUUGGAGAGUACUACUGAUCACUGCAAAGUUUUUCUCGAAUCGGAAGAUGUUGGUCGGACAAUUGACCUCUCUUUACUUGAGUCUUAUGAUGAACUGUACAGAAAGCUGGCAGAGAUGUUUGGCAUAGAUAAAUAUGAGAAGGUAAGUCGCGUGCUCUACCGGGAUAUAUCAGGAGCAGUCAAAAACAUUGGAGAUGAACCAUUCAGUAAAUUUACAAGAACAGCAAGGAGGUUGACUAUUCUAAUGGAUUCAAGAAAAUAAAUUAUUCUUUCAAUUUGUACAGCUGGUUCAUGAAAUCCUUCAUUGAGCAAUCGAAGGAUGCAAAGUGAUCUAAUUUUUUAAUGUUUGGAUUUUGAAAUUUUCAAUGUAGUGAUCAAAAUUUAUUUUAAUUACCUUGCUUAA
Trifolium pratense (red clover) is the source of this 3009-nucleotide messenger RNA. Its product is annotated as auxin response factor 18-like. NCBI's taxonomy places the organism in Eukaryota, Viridiplantae, Streptophyta, Magnoliopsida, Fabales, Fabaceae. Gene Ontology annotation, molecular function: DNA binding; protein binding. The record is from RefSeq and is a predicted model, not a curated record. Bases 769 to 2868 code for a protein of 699 amino acids. The transcript is spliced from 5 exons. Gene Ontology annotation, biological process: regulation of DNA-templated transcription; response to hormone. Gene Ontology annotation, cellular component: nucleus.